This is a messenger RNA of Otolemur garnettii (small-eared galago), 1267 nucleotides long. RefSeq names its product methyltransferase like 21C (gene METTL21C). NCBI's taxonomy places the organism in Eukaryota, Metazoa, Chordata, Mammalia, Primates, Galagidae. The transcript is spliced from 6 exons. Gene Ontology annotation, biological process: peptidyl-lysine methylation. Bases 1 to 999 code for a protein of 332 amino acids. Gene Ontology annotation, cellular component: cytoplasm; cytosol. Gene Ontology annotation, molecular function: protein-lysine N-methyltransferase activity. The record is from RefSeq and is a predicted model, not a curated record.
AUGGGUGCCACAGACACCAUGGACACUGGGUGGACCGUGGACCCUGUGGGCAGUGUGGCCCCUGCGAGCACUGUGGGCUCUGUGAGCACCAUGGACACUGUGGGCAGUGUGGACCCUGUGGGCAUCAUGGGCACCGUGGACUCUGGACAGCAAUUAACUUCCUGGUGUUGUGGGAAAGCGGAAGAGAAGGAGCAAGCUCCGGCUAUGGAUGUGUGUCUGAGCUCCGUGCAGCAGCCCGGGUGCCUGGGGCAGGAGCCCAGCUCGGCAGCUGGUUGGGUGGUGCCCAAGGAGGAGGAGGGACUCCAGAAAGAUGGCGUCGGGGGACCCCCAGGAGGUUCUAACAGAAUAGAAUCAACUCUUCAUAGCCUCCAGAAAUUUGUUCCUACAGAUUAUGCCAGCUACACUCAGGAGUGUUACCGGUUUGCAGGCAAGAAGAUCGUCAUUCAAGAAUCCAUAGAGAGCUACGGAGCAGUGGUGUGGCCGGGGGCUAUGGCUUUGUGUCAGUAUUUGGAAGAACAUACAGAUGAACUGAAUUUUCAAGAUGCUAAAAUACUUGAAAUUGGUGCCGGACCAGGUCUCGUUUCCAUCGCGGCCAGCAUUUUAGGAGCUCAAGUCACAGCAACAGAUCUGCCUGAUGUCUUGGGAAACCUUGAAUACAAUCUUUUAAAAAAUACACUAAAAUGCACAGCACAUCUGCCUGAAGUGAAGGAGCUGGUGUGGGGGGAAGAUCUGGAGCAGAACUUCCCCAAGUCAGCCUUUUACUACGACUACGUCCUGGCCUCGGACGUGGUCUACCACCACUACUUCCUGGACAAGCUGCUUGCCACCAUGGUGUACUUUUCCCAGCCUGGGACAGUGCUGCUUUGGGCAAACAAGUUCCGGUUCAGCACAGAUUAUGAAUUUUUAGAUAAAUUCAAGCAAGUUUUUGAUACAACACUCCUGGCUGAAUAUCCAGAGUCAUCUGUCAAACUUUAUAAGGGGAUUCUAAAAUGGGACUAAGUCACACAAAAGGGCUUUUAAAAUACUAGUGUCUUAAAAAAAAAAAAAAAAAAACGAGUGAGCCACGCUGGCAACAGAUGAAUUCUUUUACAAGAGUGAGACCAUGCUGGGUAGGAAACGCCUUGUAUGCCCAGAGCAAAUGCAGCUUAACAAUGCAGAUACUUCCUAAAGUAAGGCUGUCUGUUACCCUCAGUAUCUAUAGGAGUAACAGAAAAACGCGAAAGUACUGUUGUGGGUUUCCAAGAGUCGCCAUUACAUGUUUAAUAAA